Messenger RNA from Scaptodrosophila lebanonensis, 870 nucleotides. Its product is annotated as glycine-rich RNA-binding protein 3, mitochondrial. Lineage: Eukaryota; Metazoa; Arthropoda; Insecta; Diptera; Drosophilidae. The transcript has 2 exons. The record is from RefSeq and is a predicted model, not a curated record. Bases 46 to 816 code for a protein of 256 amino acids.
UUUUUAUUUCGCAUUGCUUAAUCGAAAUCAAUAAAUAAAUUCAAUAUGAAAUUUGCAAUUUCUAUGCUAAUCGUAGUGUCUGUCUAUCUGACGACAGUAGCAGCGGCUCCACAGCUUAGGCAGAGGAGCGAAAAGCAAGUUCAACGCGAAGAUGAUUUGCCGACAAAGGGCGCCACAAUAGAGGAAGUGAUUGUCGAGACUCCACUGUACAUUAAGCCGAAGGCACGUCAACAGGUGCGAAGGGUGCGCGCUGCGCCGGACAAUGUACUAGCGGAGAUUUAUGCCACACAUAAGCGCGUCAAGAGACAGCGUUUUGGAGGAUUUGGAUCAGGCGGUGGUGGUUUCGGCAACACUCAAGUUGGCUCCUCGGCCGGUGUCGGCGGUACACAGGCAGGUGUUAAUGUCGGAGCCGGACAAAAGGGUGGCAAUGCCGGUGCCCAAGUUCAGCUUGGCCCACAACGUCCGCUGGGUCCGAAUGGCUACAGUCAGGAGCAGGCAGCAGCAAAUGGUGGUGCCAGCAGCCAUCACAACAAUCGCCUUGGUUCUGGCUCCUCGGCCGCAAAUGCGCAGGCGCAAGGCUUCCAAUCGCAGGGUGCCAACAACUCCUUUGGUGCCUCCUCUACCAGCACGGCGACGCAAGCGCAAAACAUAAAUCCCUUUGGCUUUGGCAGCAACUCAGCAGGUGCCUCACAGAGCCUGCUAUUUAACCUGCCCAAUGGCCAAACAGUUAACUUUGCCUCAACGAAUAAUUUUGCCAAUAACGGUUUGGGCAACAAUGCCAACAGCCGCGGCUCAUCGGUGUCUGUGAGUGGUUAAAUCAUUUAAGUAAUUUGCAUAUAUAAUGACACAAUUAAGUUUUUUAAUGGAAAA